Hemicordylus capensis (graceful crag lizard) is the source of this 2958-nucleotide messenger RNA. RefSeq lists its product as uncharacterized. The transcript is spliced from 21 exons. Lineage: Eukaryota; Metazoa; Chordata; Lepidosauria; Squamata; Cordylidae. Bases 121 to 2862 code for a protein of 913 amino acids. The record is from RefSeq and is a predicted model, not a curated record.
AGGAGGCCCGGUGGCUCUUAAGCAUUAAGCUUUUUCCUGGGUUGUUUUUGUGUAGAGGAGCUGGCUUGGGUCCCGAGACGGUUUCUCAAGAAGUAUCUGGCCCAUUUAUCUCCCAGCAAAAUGGGGUGGUUUCUUGUAUUUAGGCUCUUUCUUGUUGGUCUUUUGGCCCCUCGAGCGUGGCUUCAAGCUGUUCCUGCAACAGUGAUUCUCUCUUUCCUACCAGAUCAAGUUAAGAUGGAAUGUCUAGGUAGCUUUGCCCGACUCAUAUUGAAACCAAGCUAUUUCCAUAACAAGUAUGUCGGCUUUGCAGCUAUUGAUAAGUAUGGCAGGUCCUGGCUUAUUGAUGAGGUCCUAGCUACACAAUGUGGCUACACGGUUGUCCAGGAUGUCUGGGGAAACCUUGAGCUCCAUGUCUCCCUGAUUGGCUGCUAUGCUCAGAUGGUGGAUGACCAGCACUUCACUCUGACCAUACAAAUAACGGCAGCAACAAAUCCAGCGAUGCGUGAUGCUGCUACAUUCAGAGUCCCAGUGAGCUGUUCAUAUGGCCCAUGGCAGCCACGGGAAGUUGUCUGUGAGGCAAAUUACAUGGAGGUCUCUGUGAGAAGGAAUGUACCACCCAUCCCAGAUGGCUUCCUUCAAGACCAACCUGAAGACUGGGUAGCUGCCUUCCCUGAGGUCCAGGAAGGAGCACCCUCCAUCUGGCAAAUCGUCUUCCACAUGGACACUGGGAAAAAGGCCAUGCUGGUUGCAGAAGCUCACACUGCUGGUUACGGGAUCAACACAACAGACACAAGGAUUGUGUUGAGGGCUUCCUACAAUGCAACGGAGGCACAAAUGGUAGAGGUUCAUGGAGUCCCCUUCUCUGCUGUGAGAUCCAGCACUUACUACAAGCAGCGCUGGAUGCUCCUGAUGGUAGACACAGCUGUGGCUUGUCCAGUAGAUGGAGUCAGCUACACAAAGGAAACCAUCACCUGGACUAUCCCAAAAGACAUCUCUCCCCUCAUGUCUGGAGUAAGCAAUAUCAAAGAGCUGCAUGUGAAGAUGGGUGUUGACCUGCACAAACUGCCUGAACAAGACAUAGCCAGUCGAGGGUACUUGGUGGCCAGUGACAAGGAUGCCAUCACAGUCAAGCUCCCCAUUGGUGCAGUGGGUGGUAACUAUAAAAGCGAUGUGGUGGCUGGACAGCUAGGUGUUGUCUACAAAAUCAGACCGUUUGUAGAGCAUCUGUGGGAAGAUGACAAGAGAGGCAUUACAAAGCACACCAUCCUGAAGGAGAUCAGCACCCCUCUGCAGCUUGUUCCAAUCAAGGUCAUAGAUGCCACCAAUGUUCCACUCCAGCUCUUCAAUACAACAGUUGGGAACUUCUUACCAGAUGUAGAGUUGACCAGUGUCACCGUGAAUGACAUGGGACCUUUGUCACUGCCCGAGGCUAUUGAGCAGUGCUGUGCAAUCCAUGGAAUUGAACAUCCAAAUGGUAGCAAGGACUACGUACUGCAGUUCCCUUUUGAUACACCUGGAGUCAAGAAGGAGUAUGUAGUGGAUGGUGUCAGAAAUUAUACUGCGAACAUCACACUGCACUUUACGGUGAUUCCCCAGGCGAAGAAUUUUGAGGUUCCAGUCACUGUGACGGCCUUGGUGAGGGAUGCAGUGCUGCCCCAAGCUGUAGGGUCCUGUGACGACCAAGCUCUUUACUUGGUGGUAAAGCGUGGCAAUGUGGACCAGGACUGGCUCCCCUAUGUGGAGGACACUCAGUUGACCCAGGACAUGGUGCAGAGACUCGGCUAUAGCUGGCAAGACAACGGAACCCACCUGGCCCUGAGGGUGCCCAGCCAGGCUGCCCAUGUGGCCUAUGAGGAAAUCCAUUCUUCUGGAGUUGUGGCUACCUUCCGGUUGCAGCUGAAGGAGCCUCGUACGCAAGCUGAGAUGAUAGACUUUGCCAUUUCCUGCACCUUCUCGCCUAAAGAACUUAUUGAUUGCCAGCCGAAUGGAACAAUGAUGAUCUCUGCCAUGAAGCUAGUUGGCAUCCCUGACUUGGAACCCUCCCGUCUAAUGCUGAGAGACAGACGCUGCAGGCCUGCUUCAGUGACGGAGGCAGGAGCAACCUUCCUCUUCAAUGUGAGCGCAUGUGGGACAACUCGGAAGUUUGAGAAUGCCACCAUGACAUAUGAAAACGAAGUCCUGUAUUUCCUCACAGGCCAAACGGCACCAGUUUAUCGGUUGAAAUGUGCUUGCCAGUACUUCAUCGGUGAUGCUCUGUUGCUCCAGUACAGCCCUAGAGAAGCCCCUUCGCCAAGUGUCCUGCCUGGAGUUGGGCUGCUGGCCCUUGCCCUUAAAGUGGCUAGAGACAACUCCUACAGGGACUUCUACCAGGACACAGAGUACCCAGUGAUGCGCUACCUGAGAGACCCUCUCCACUUGCAGGUAGAGCUCCUUCACAGCCAGGACCCACAACUGGAACUAUUCCUGGAAGACUGCUGGGCCACAGCCUCACCUGACAGGAACAGUUCCCCACAGUGGAACAUAGUGACUGACAGCUGCGAGAACACGGAGGACUCCCAUCAAACCAUCUUCUACAGUGUUCCGCGCGGCUCUGUCAUGUUUCCAACACACUUGAAGAGGUUUGAAGUGAAAAUGUUCACAUUCAUGGUGAAUGGCCAAGCUCUGCAGGGACAGAUCUACUUCCACUGCAGUGUAGUCAUCUGUGAUGCCAGCUACCCAGCAUCUGAUGCCCUCUGUGCCAGGCAUUGCAUCCCUAGAAGGCAGAGAGUAGGUCGUAGUAUUGAUCACACCAGUGAUCUCCAUGGUUAUGUCUCAUCGGGAGCAAUUGUGAUGGGAAGGAGAAACCACACCAAAACCUCUUAAAUCAAGUGGACUACCAGAGUGGUACCAAUCUGCUGAAAUGGUGGUGUGCUCACUGGCUGUUCUUGCUGUACAUAUAAUAAAGGCUUGGAACAGGGA